CGAACACUUAUAAACGCUUCAUAGCAGAGGCCGAUGUUAGAAGGGCUUGCAACUGUGAGAGGCUCUGUCUGCUGGAACUUGUGGCUCAAUUUCACGACAACACAUUCUACCUCAAAUUCUUUGUGUUUAUUGGAAAAAAGUUAUUCUUGUUGGAUAUCCCCAAAACGGAGUACUAAAUUACUGAAAUCUCCACUGCUAUCUCACAAUUUCAAGGCAUGGAGCACCUUUCCUUGGUAUGCUGUGAGACGGAGAUUGGAGGCAAAUCUAAACGGGCCAUAUUAGACCCAGUCUUAUUGAACGACAAAAGAGUGCUGAACAAUUUACUUGCUACAGAGGAUAAAUAUCUUCCACAUACUCGUUACUUUAAUUGUGUUCAAACAGAUAUUCAACCGUACAUGAGGAAAAUGGUGACAGAAUGGAUGGCGGAGGUAUGUUCAGAACAAAAGAUGGAGGAGGAGGUUUUUCCUUUGAGUGUGAACUAUCUGGACAGAUUUUUGUGCAUUCGGGAUAUGAAAAGGACAAAAUUACAGCUUUUAGGAGCUGCUUGUAUGUUUUUAGCUUCCAAAUUAAAAGAGAGCACACCAAUCACGGGAGAACAGCUUGUGAUGUACACAGACCAUUCAAUUACGUUGGAGGAUUUAACGGAAAUGGAGUCCCUGAUCCUACACCUCUUGAAGUGGGACUUGUCAGCCAUCGUGCCCAAUGAUUUCUUGGACCACGUGCUGCACAGGAUGCCGCUGUCUCGGUUCGAGGCGCCCAUCAUAAAGAGGCACGCGCAGACGUUCGCCGCCCUGUGCGCCACAGACUGUAAAUUUAUGCAGACCCCGCCCUCCAUGAUUGCCUCUUGUGCUAUUGGCUCUUCAAUCAAAACAUUAAAAGGAGAAAGUGCUGAAGACAUCUUCCAUCUUCACGUCAUCACUGGUAUUGAUAUGGAUCUGAUCCGAGCCUGUAUGGAGCAGGUGGAGCAGACUGUGAAGAGCUGCAUGGCCACCUACGUUCAGCCCAGCCCGCACACACCCACGAAGCAGGACCCCCAGAAGCAGGAGCAGCCCACCACUCCCACAGACGUGCGCGAGAUCAACAUCAUGGCGGUGGACAACAGCCAGGUACACCACGCCGUCCCCGUCACCAUGUACUGAUCUGUUUCACCACGACCCCCGACCUCUAAGAUGCAAAAGUAACGGUCUGAGGAGCUUGGUUCUGCCAGCCAACCCCCCUCUCCAUAGACCUUAAAGGACAAGGCCUAGUGUCCUAGCAUCUGUGCUGGACUGCCACUGUGUCUACGCCAGUCCCUGCCAUGCUGUCAUCAGUGAAAACAGCAUCAGCAAACGAAGUUCCUGCUCUCUUGUGAAGAAGAAGAAGUAAAGACUGAAGUCGAAUCUAGUGACUUUAGUUAGGGAUUUGCUGCCGUGAACGACACUGUUGUAACGAGGGGAUGUCGGCUUCCUCCCAGACCUCUCUCCACACCCGAUGGAGCUGCCUACAGGCCCUGGUAUCAUCUGAGAACACUCAGGUACACAGUUCACCGCCAUUAUCUUCAUGCAGUGCCGUGUUUUUGCUACCGGGGCGGUGUGUUUUUAAUUUGGGGUUUAAGUGUACUCGAGGAGAAUGUCAGUCUUUUAGAAAGUUUACCUUUUGGGUACUUUUGAGUUAUCGCGUGCCUAAGAAAAAUUUACUUGAGGAGAAAAUAUAUGUCGUUCUGCGACAAAGUUUGGGAUGUAAUUUUGUGCCUUAUUGAAUUAUUCCUAGCAUGGUGAGUCAAAGUUGUAUUUAUGUAAUCAAAUUUUGCCACAACUGCAUAUAUAUGACAGUCAAGGACCAGUCUCUUACUGACUCUUUGACUUCCCACUAACAUAUGGAAGUGUAUUGUGAAUAAGCAAUUGCAGGAGGAAGUAAAAUGAAGGUUACAAAAUGGUUCAAAGUGACUGAAAAUAGUCUUUCGCAUUAUGUUGUCAAUGGUUAGUAAAGUGUGAUGCUAGUUUAAUGUUAUUCGAACUAUGUAUUCUGAGUAAGACCUGUCUCAUGUUGCCUCUGGUGGCUGUUACGAUCAGAGGAAAACAAGUUGUGGGGGGUGGAAGGAGGAGACUGAAAAGCUGUUAAAAGCACACAGUGAGAAAGUAAAACAAAAAAAAAAA
This is a messenger RNA of Aplysia californica (California sea hare), 2135 nucleotides long. RefSeq names its product G1/S-specific cyclin-D2. Lineage: Eukaryota; Metazoa; Mollusca; Gastropoda; Aplysiida; Aplysiidae. Gene Ontology annotation, cellular component: cytoplasm; cyclin-dependent protein kinase holoenzyme complex; nucleus. The record is from RefSeq and is a predicted model, not a curated record. Gene Ontology annotation, molecular function: cyclin-dependent protein serine/threonine kinase regulator activity. Gene Ontology annotation, biological process: regulation of cyclin-dependent protein serine/threonine kinase activity; mitotic cell cycle phase transition; positive regulation of G1/S transition of mitotic cell cycle. The transcript is spliced from 5 exons. Bases 216 to 1139 code for a protein of 307 amino acids.